Molecule: messenger RNA, 1473 nt
Organism: Strongyloides ratti
Lineage: Eukaryota; Metazoa; Nematoda; Chromadorea; Rhabditida; Strongyloididae
Product: Threonylcarbamoyladenosine tRNA methylthiotransferase
Exons: 5
Coding region: 1-1473 (490 amino acids)
Biological process (GO): tRNA methylthiolation
Cellular component (GO): endoplasmic reticulum
Molecular function (GO): 4 iron, 4 sulfur cluster binding; tRNA (N(6)-L-threonylcarbamoyladenosine(37)-C(2))-methylthiotransferase activity
Source: RefSeq, a predicted model, not a curated record
AUGGAUAUUGAAGAUUGUUUUGAUACGUUAAAUGUUGAUAAAAAAAAAGAUGAUGAAAUUAAAGUAAAAGUAAGGACAAAAAAUGUUAAAAACAAAGAAGAAAUUGGUAAAUUAGAUAGUAUUGUACCAUGGACAAAAUCUGUUUAUGUCAAAACUUGGGGUUGUUCACAUAACAGUUCUGAUUCUGAAUACAUGAGUGGUCUCCUUUCUAAAGCUGGUUUUCCUGUUGUUAAAAAUAAGGAAGAUGCCGAUGUUUGGCUUCUUAAUAGUUGUACUGUUAAAACACCCUCUGAAACAACUUUUAUGAAUCAAAUUGCGGAGGCUAAAGGAAAAGGAAAAAAUGUUGUUGUUGCUGGUUGUGUAUCACAGGCUGCUCCAAAUGAACCAUAUUUAAAGGAUAUUUCUAUUAUUGGUGUUAAACAAAUUGAUCAGGUUGUCAAUGUAGUUGAAGAAACAAUUAAAGGAAAUACAGUAAGAUUAUUAUCUCAAAAAGGAAAAGAUGUACAGUUAUCAGCACCAAAAAUAAGAAAAAAUGAACUUAUUGAAAUUUUAGCUAUAAAUUCAGGAUGUCUUAAUAAUUGUACUUAUUGUAAAACUAAACUUGCACGCGGUGAUUUAGUUUCAUAUCCAUUGGAAGAUUUAGUUCAAACGGCAAAAAAUGCUUUUGAAGUUGAUGGAUGUAAAGAGUUAUGGUUAACAAGUGAAGAUUUAGGUGCUUAUGGAAGAGAUAUUGGUCUUGUAUUACCUGACUUAUUAAAAGAACUUGUAAAAAUAAUUCCUGAAGAUUAUCACUUAGAGGAAAUUGCAGAAAUUUUAAAUCAUCCUCGUGUUUAUUCAUUUCUUCACAUUCCCGUUCAGGCAGCUUCUAAUAGUGUAUUAGGGGAAAUGAAGCGUGAAUACACCAAAGAACAUUUUUGCCAAAUUGUUGACUAUAUGAAAGAACAUGUUCCAGGAAUAUAUAUAGCAACAGACUUUAUUUGUGCUUUUCCAACAGAAACAGUAGAAGAUUUUGAAGAGUCAAUGGAACUUGUAAGAAAAUAUAAAUUUCCUAGUUUAUAUAUUAAUCAAUUUUAUCCACGAUCUGGAACUCCAGCUGCAAGAUUAAAAAAAAUUCCAACACAAGAAGCUAGAAGGAGGACUGGACUGAUGACUGAUUUAUUUAAUACUUAUUCUAGAUAUGAUAAAAGUAGAAUAGGAAAAAUAGAAAAAGUUUUAGUAUGUGAAGUCGCUACUGAUAAGUCUCACCUUGUUGGCCAUAAUAAGACUUAUGAACAUAUUCUUGUACCAUAUAAAGAAGGACUUCUUGGAACAUGGGUAGAUGUAGAAAUUGUUGAAAUAUCAAAGUUUUGCAUGAAAAGUAAAGUAGUCAAUAAUACUGAUGUUGAUGUUAAUACAGAUAAAAAUAAUAAUAAUUUUAUGCAAAAGAUAGUUAGAAGUAAAAAAAAAAAGAAAAUAUUUGAAACGCCUCCAUAA